AUGCUUCGACAGACAUUUCUAAAACAUUCAUCAUCAUCAUUCAGCUACGAGUUCCUGUGCACUGUCCGCGAAGAUGUUUGCCAAAUACUAUUUGCGUGCCCGAUUUGUCGCUCAGUUCCGUUCGAUCGCUCGGAAUCGACUCCUUCUACGUUCGUUGAAGUCGGCACCAUUCCACUAAUUAAGGGUCAUCCACUCAACGAUUCACUCAAGCUUUUGAAGCGACGAGCAAUUGACUCAAUAAAUAUCCCCGGCAAUGAUCGCUUCUCGGUGGGAUCCAGCAAUCGUCACCAGACGAGCAGAACUAAUGAACAGCAAGGCAUCAACAACAAAUUCCUUUCAGUGGCAAAAAACUUUCCGCGUCUAGCGAGCAAAUUUCAUAGAAGCGCCGUCAGACUGCCUAGAAGAAAGCGUAAUUCCACCUCACACAGCUCCAUGCUUAGACAAGCUGAUUGCACGUGUCCGACGUCAUCAGAUCCGAAGCAGAUGAUACCACCAGCUCAAUCCAACUAUCCCAACAUCAAGGUAUCUGAGAAAAGUGUUAAAUCACAAAACUCGCGCAAGCUAGCCGAGAUAUUCGAGUCAGAUCUGAAAUCACCACAAACCGAUCCGAAUGAACCCGAGAGAUCACCAAUCAUUUGCACGGAAUCUGUUGAUUCCAAAUCCGGUUUGAUCACUACCGAAUGUCGCAGUGAUCGCGUUUCAUUCACAACGCAAGCGCGUAAAAUGACUCGCAGCCUCAACGAGCAUGAUUCAAAACAUCCUAUGAUCGAAAAUCUUAAAAGAAUACAAAAUUUCGGCGAUGUGCACAAUGUGUUCCACGAUGAAACGUCUUCAAACGAUCAAAAUUUGCGUUCAGCCAUCAACAAAUGGCUUGGCGAACGGAAUCAUAAACGACAAGAAGGAAAAGUGUUUAGAGCACGAUUCGAACGCGCUGGACCGUCGAUUUCCGCAGAAUCUGAUGAUUUGUUAACAGUGUCAAAGCCAAGCACCGUAUUGCUCACCAGCCAUGAUGCUGUGCCAGAACAUGCAACUAGAACCAUUCUUGCUCCGUCCUACGCGCAAAGCAAAUCUUCUGAGGAUAUUUCGAUGAAUCAUUCAAAAGGAACAAGCAUUUAUGAUAAUUCAAAGUUGAAGAAACGAUCGAAAGUUGCUCAUCGACGAAACUCGGCCGCUUACACGAACGCUUCACCAGCUCUGUGGACGAAAUUGUUCAAAUCCAAACGGCCACAUGAAAAAUGUAUCUUUCGUGGAGUGGAUAUGAUAGUUUACAUUGAUGAUUCAACGGCAAUGUUAAGAAGUGAAUUUUUUAGUCUUUGCAAUUUCUUGCGGACACUUUACAAUUCACUUGCUCGUAAUGGAAGGAACGGCAAAGAGGUAUGCACAAAACAUUUGCGACUUUUUCAAAAGCACUAA
Messenger RNA from Anisakis simplex (herring worm), 1413 nucleotides. The record is from the annotation of a GenBank genome assembly. NCBI's taxonomy places the organism in Eukaryota, Metazoa, Nematoda, Chromadorea, Rhabditida, Anisakidae.